This is a messenger RNA of Ipomoea triloba (trilobed morning glory), 1567 nucleotides long. Its product is annotated as probable trehalose-phosphate phosphatase H. Gene Ontology annotation, biological process: trehalose biosynthetic process. NCBI's taxonomy places the organism in Eukaryota, Viridiplantae, Streptophyta, Magnoliopsida, Solanales, Convolvulaceae. The transcript has 10 exons. The coding region runs from base 143 to 1312 and encodes 389 amino acids. The record is from RefSeq and is a predicted model, not a curated record. Gene Ontology annotation, molecular function: trehalose-phosphatase activity.
ACAGAUACAAACUCUCUCUCUCUCUAUAUCUCUCUAUAUCUAUACAUACAGAAAAUCAGUUAAUCCCCAUUCCUCUUCCCAUUACAGAACACUCUGUUUUUUCCCCUGUUUCUAAUUGAGAAACUAUAUAACCCGUCCAAAUAUGACUCAACAAAAUGUGGUUGUCCCCAAAUCCAAUCUCAACAUCGCCAUAACAGUGGCGGUCUCAAACUCCGCCGCCAUCUUCUCCACCGCCACCCACAAACCACCCAGCGUCCCCGUCGGCGGCGGCGGCUUCAUGAACUUGGCCAUUUCAACCAAGAAUCUCCUCCAUAACCUGGACCCCAAUGGUGCCGCCAAAAUCAAUUCCUGGGUUGACUCAAUGAGAGCUUCUUCCCCUACCCCUGCCCAGAAGUGCUCUCUCUCUGAAGACCAAAGCUCCUGGAAGCUGCAACAUCCCUCCGCUCUAGACAUGUUCGAGCAGAUAAUAAAAGCUUCGAAGGGAAAGAAAAUUGUGAUGUUUUUGGACUACGACGGGACCCUUUCCCCCAUCGUCGACGACCCUGAUCGUGCCUUCAUGUCCGACGCGAUGAGGGCAACCGUGAGAAAACUCGCUAGAUAUUUCCCGACUGCCAUAGUCAGCGGAAGGUGCAGAGACAAGGUCUACAAUUUUGUAAGAUUGGCUGAGUUGUACUAUGCCGGGAGCCAUGGCAUGGACAUAAAAGGCCCUUCAAAAGGUUCCAAAUACAUGAAAGGAGCUCAGAGUGUUCAUUUCCAACCAGCUAGUGAAUUUCUCCCCAUGAUCAACGAGGUGUACACAACCCUGUUGGAUAAAAUUAAAUCCAUUCCUGGUGCUACAGUGGAGCACAACAAAUUUUGUGUGUCCGUACACUUCCGUUGCGUGGAACAAAACAAAUGGGGUGAGCUAGCACAAGAAGUUAGAUCAGUUCUUAAACAAUACCCAAAGCUUCGAUUAUCUCAAGGAAGAAAAGUGUUAGAGAUCCGACCAACAAUUAAGUGGGACAAAGGCAAAGCUCUCGAGUUCUUGCUCGAAUCUCUUGGAUAUGCUAACUGUACUGACGUCUUCCCUGUAUAUAUUGGAGAUGAUAGGACCGAUGAAGAUGCUUUCAAGGUCUUGAGAGAAAGAGGACAAGGUUUUGGCAUUCUUGUCUCUAAAAGUCCAAAAGACACCCAUGCUUCCUAUUCCUUGCAGGAACCAUCCGAGGUGAUGGUAUUUUUGCGUCAGUUAGUAGAGUGGAGAAAAAUGACAUUAAGGAGGCAGUGUAGGUUGAGAAGAGAACUUGAAGAGAUGAAAACAUCUACCAGAAAGUGAUAGAUCAGAUUGGAUCAAUUAAGGGCUUAUUGGCAGUAGAAAUAUAAUUUAAGAUGCAUAUAUGUAUUUUCUUGUUUAAUUUAUAAUAACAAAAUAUGGAAUAGAGAAGGGAAAAAGAAGAAGAAAAUAAAAAAAGGCUUUUUUUUUUCUUUGGCUAGAAUGGCCUUGUAUGUACAUCUUCUGUAACCAGCUCUGUACAAGUGGGCAAUUUGUAAUUCAGCUAUCCUGUCUAAAUGCAAAAUAGAAUUCAGUACA